This is a messenger RNA of Colias croceus (clouded yellow), 3583 nucleotides long. RefSeq lists its product as uncharacterized. The transcript has 3 exons. The record is from RefSeq and is a predicted model, not a curated record. NCBI's taxonomy places the organism in Eukaryota, Metazoa, Arthropoda, Insecta, Lepidoptera, Pieridae. The coding region runs from base 1 to 3393 and encodes 1130 amino acids. Gene Ontology annotation, cellular component: extracellular region. Gene Ontology annotation, molecular function: chitin binding.
AUGUGUCCGGAAGUUUGGACAUAUAAUUCAAAUUGCUUAUCGAGUUUUUUUUUUAUUUCAGUCGCAGCCAUAAUAGUGGCGUGCGCGAUUUCGUCGGUCUUGGGAAAAAAUAUACAGCUUAACGAGAAUGGCUGUCCCGCGGACUACAGAAUUGAGCAGCUAUACCCCCAUUCAAAUUGUAAUAUGUUCUACCAAUGCUUCCAUGGGGAACUAGUGGAACAUAAGUGUGCACACGAUCUCCACUUCAGUGUAGAGAAACAAGAGUGCGACUAUCAGAGUAAUGUUGAUUGUGGCGAUAGGCAUAUUCCUGAACCAGAAGACAGUGGAAAUGAUGGUGGAAAUGAUAACGGCGGAAACGACAACGGAGGAAAUGGCAAUGAUGGAAAUGGAAGCUGUAACUGCAAUCCAGGUGAAGCUCCAUCUAUCUGCGGUAAAGACGGUUCUGAUGGUGUAUUGAUUGCACAUGAGAAUUGUAACCAGUUCUACAAGUGUGCGUACGGAGUGCCCGUUGUUCAAAAUUGCCCUGGAAAACUUUUGUACAAUCCAUACAAAGAAUAUUGCGACUGGCCUGAAAAUGUAGAAUGUGGGGACAGAGUUAUCCCAGACGGAAACGAUAAUGACAACGAUGGAGGAAAUGACAACGGAGGCAACGACAACGGAGGCAAUGAUAACGGAGGUAACGAUAAUGGCGGAAAUGACAAUAAUGGUAAUGGAAGCUGCAAUUGUAAUCCAGGUGAAGCUCCCUCUAUCUGUGCUAAAGAUGGUUCUGAUGGCGUUUUGAUUGCGCAUGAGAAUUGUAACCAGUUUUACAAAUGUGCGCAUGGAGUGCCCGUUGUUCAAAAUUGCCCUGGAAAACUUUUGUACAAUCCUUACAAAGAAUAUUGCGACUGGCCUGAAAAUGUAGAAUGUGGGGACAGAGUGAUCCCUGACUGCGACGGCAAUGACAACGAUGGUGGAAAUGACAACGGUGGAAACGAUAACGGUGGCAAUGAUAACGGAGGUGAAGCCCCCUCUAUCUGUGCUAAAGACGGUUCUGAUGGUGUAUUGAUUGCACAUGAGAAUUGUAACCAGUUCUACAAGUGUGCGUACGGAGUGCCCGUUGUUCAAAAUUGCCCUGGAAAACUUUUGUACAAUCCAUACAAAGAAUAUUGCGACUGGCCUGAAAAUGUAGAAUGUGGGGACAGAGUUAUCCCAGACGGAAACGAUAAUGACAACGAUGGAGGAAAUGACAACGGAGGCAACGACAACGGAGGCAAUGAUAACGGAGGUAACGAUAAUGGCGGAAAUGACAAUAAUGGUAAUGGAAGCUGCAAUUGUAAUCCAGGUGAAGCUCCCUCUAUCUGUGCUAAAGAUGGUUCUGAUGGCGUUUUGAUUGCGCAUGAGAAUUGUAACCAGUUUUACAAAUGUGCGCAUGGAGUGCCCGUUGUUCAAAAUUGCCCUGGAAAACUUUUGUACAAUCCUUACAAAGAAUAUUGCGACUGGCCUGAAAAUGUAGAAUGUGGGGACAGAGUGAUCCCUGACUGCGACGGCAAUGACAACGAUGGUGGAAAUGACAACGGUGGAAACGAUAACGGAGGCAAUGAUAACGGAGGUAACGAUAAUGGCGGAAACGAUAAUAAUGGUAAUGGAAGCUGCAAUUGUAAUCCAGGUGAAGCUCCCUCUAUCUGUGCUAAAGACGGUUCUGAUGGUGUAUUGAUUGCACAUGAGAAUUGUAACCAGUUCUACAAGUGUGCGCAUGGAGUGCCCGUUGUUCAAAAUUGCCCUGGAAAACUUUUGUACAAUCCAUACAAAGAAUAUUGCGACUGGCCUGAAAAUGUAGAAUGUGGGGACAGAGUUAUCCCAGACGGAAACGACAAUGACAACGAUGGAGGAAAUGACAACGGAGGAAACGACAACGGAGGCAAUGACAACGGAGGAAACGAUAACGGCGGAAACGAUAAUAAUGAUCCCGGAAGCUGCAAUUGCAAUCCAGGUGAAGCUCCCUCUAUCUGCGGUAAAGACGGAUCGGAUGGAGUAUUAGUCGCUCAUGAAAAUUGUAAUAAAUUCUACAAAUGCAAUCAUGGUGUGACUGUUGUAAUGAAAUGUCCCGGAAACACAUUGUAUAAUCCUUAUAAAGAAUAUUGCGACUGGCCUGAAAAUGUAGAAUGUGGAGACAGAGUGAUCCCAGACGGAAACGACAAUGACAACGACGGAGGAAAUGACAACGGUGGAAACGACAACGGAGGCAAUGAUAACGGAGGAAAUGAUAACGGUGGAAACGAUAAUAAUGAUCCCGGAAGCUGUAAUUGCAAUCCAGGUGAAGCCCCCUCUAUCUGCGGUAAAGACGGAUCGGAUGGAGUAUUAGUCGCUCAUGAAAAUUGUAAUAAAUUCUACAAAUGCAAUCAUGGUGUGCCUGUUGUAUUUAAAUGUCCCGGAAACACAUUGUAUAACCCUUAUAAAGAAUAUUGCGACUGGCCUGAAAAUGUAGAAUGUGGAGACAGAGUGAUCCCAGACGGAAACGACAAUGACAACGAUGGUGGAAAUGACAACGGUGGAAACGAUAACGGAGGCAAUGAUAACGCAGGUAACGAUAACAGUGGAAGUGACAAUAAUGGUAAUGGAAGCUGUAAUUGCAAUCCCGGAGAAGCUCCAUCUAUCUGCGCUAAAGACGGUUCUGAUGGUGUAUUGAUUGCGCAUGAGAAUUGUAACCAGUUCUACAAGUGUGCGCAUGGAGUGUCCGUUGUGCAAAAUUGCCCUGGAACACUUUUAUACAAUCCUUACAAAGAAUAUUGCGACUGGCCGCAAAACGUACAAUGUGGAGACAGGGUCAUCCCUGACUGCGACGGCAAUGACAAUGAUGGUGGAAACGAUAACGGAGGUAACGAUAAUGGAGGUGACGAUAAUAAUGAUAACGGAAGCUGCAAUUGCAAUCCAGGUGAAGCUCCUUCUAUAUGCGGUAAAGACAGAUCAGACGGAGUAUUGGUCGCUCAUGAAAAUUGUAAUCAAUUCUACAAAUGCGCCCAUGGAGUGCCCGUUGCGCAAAAUUGCUCUGGAACACUUUUGUACAAUCCUUACAAAGAAUAUUGCGACUGGCCCCAGAACGUAGAAUGUGGAGACAGAGUGAUCCCAGACUGCAACGACAAUGGAAAUAACGGUGGAAAUGACAACGGUGGAAACGACAACAAUGACAAUGGAAGCUGCAAUUGUAAUCCCGCUGAAGCCCCCUCUAUCUGCGCGAAAAAAGAUUCAACCGGUGUUUUGAUUGCUCACGAAAUCUGUAAUCAAUUCUACACAUGCGAUCACGGUGUACCAGUCACGCAGAAAUGUCCUGGAAUACUUUUAUACAAUCCUCACAAAACAUACUGCGACUGGCCGCAAAACGUGAAAUGUGGAGAUAGAAUAAUACUACAUUGAUAAAUUCUAUAAAUUAAUCUUAUUGUACAAAAAUUUCGAACAAAUAUCGAUCCAAAUGUAGUUGUUGGCAAUUUAUAGUUUAUAAAAACUUUAGCUCAUACCAACAACGCUCUUUAAUGUAUAUGUACUUAAUUAUAAGCUUUAUAUUGAUAAUUUUCAUUUUUAGUAUUUAAUAACAUUACAUAUUAAA